This is a messenger RNA of Psilocybe cubensis, 630 nucleotides long. RefSeq lists its product as uncharacterized. The coding region runs from base 1 to 630 and encodes 209 amino acids. The record is from RefSeq and is a predicted model, not a curated record. Lineage: Eukaryota; Fungi; Basidiomycota; Agaricomycetes; Agaricales; Agrocybaceae. The transcript is spliced from 3 exons.
AUGUUGAAACUUGUUGCGUCUCUUCUACUUUUGCUCUUUGUCAACCACAUCACAGUGGCGAGCGGGCAUGUCGCAGCAUCCUUUUCAAAUUCAACCGUUGAGGCUGCACCUAUCCGAUGUGCUGACCCGAGGCUUACCAAUGUCUAUGUCCAGUCUUACAGCCCGUCUGGCAAAUUUCACCUUAUCCAGAUGAGCACCGAGUUCGUUGACUCACUCACAGUUGGAAAUGGCGACUUUGGGUUCCAAGGAAAUAUCUUCCGGGCAUGGAAUACGCCCCAGCCUUCCACUUUCCCCCUGUAUCGUCUCGUUACACCUCCCCCUCUGGAUUAUCUCUUCGUCUUAUCGACGGACGGCAACGCCCCCGCCGUUCCUGGCUACCACAGCGAUUUUAUCCCUGCGUAUAUUUACUCCACUCAAAUCUGCAACAGCAUCCCGCUCUACUCAGCGACUCGGGCAGACGCCACCGACCAUUAUUAUACGACUGUUCUCAGUGAGCGUGAUGACUUGAUUAAUAGGUGGGGUUGGACCGAUUCCGGCAUCAUUGGUUAUGUCCUCCCUUUGACUCCAGUUGCGGAGCUUAAACAAGAACUGACAGGUGGCAAUGAUUACACGGAAACAAACUCGGAGUGA